Phyllostomus discolor (pale spear-nosed bat) is the source of this 1320-nucleotide messenger RNA. It is a transcript of the gene THEM4, whose product is annotated as thioesterase superfamily member 4. The transcript is spliced from 6 exons. Lineage: Eukaryota; Metazoa; Chordata; Mammalia; Chiroptera; Phyllostomidae. The record is from RefSeq and is a predicted model, not a curated record. Bases 172 to 906 code for a protein of 244 amino acids.
UCACGCCUUUCCGGCCUACAGCCCCUCGCAAGCGCGGGACCUUCGCGUCAGGCUCCGCCCUCCUCUCAGUGGAUUAAGCAGAAGUGCGAGCAGGCUGCUGGGUGAAUCGGCGGUAGCCUCUGCCCCGUCAGUUGUCUCCGUUCAGGCCGGAUUCUCGCGCCCCUGAGAGCCAUGCUGAGGAGCUGCGCGGCGCGCCUGCACGCGCUCGGGGCCCUGCGCGGUCUGCCGGGCGCCGCGCGCCCGCCGGCGAGGAGCCCAGGACCCGCGCGGCGGUCAUUGUUUCUUGAGGCAGACUUUCAUAAGGACUCUUCUCUCCCCAAACCCAGCUGGAGCAAGGACAUGAGACUCCUCUUUGACCAGUUCAUGAAGAAAUGUGAAGAUGGCUCCUGGACACGUUUGCCUUUCUAUAGUUAUAAAGCAGUUCAAAAUGUUCAUGACUUCAUAGCCUUUAUUCAUGGUUCUUUACCUUCAACUGCAAAACUUGUAGACAAAGAACAACUGUCACAGGCCCAGAUCUUCACCGAGAGCUUUAAGGAUGGCCUGGGCUUUGAAUAUGUGAUGUUCUAUAAUGAUGCUGAGAAAAGGACAGUUUGCUUGUUUCAAGGAGGCCCUCACCUGCAAGGAAUGCCUGGAUUCCUUCAUGGAGGUGCUGUUGCAACCAUGAUUGAUGCUACUGUUGGUAUGUCUGCAAUAAAAGCUGAAGGACUUGUCAUGACUGCCAAUCUCAACAUCAAUUUUAAAAGACCUGUCCCCCUUUGUUCUGUUGUUGUGAUCAAUAGCCACCUUGAUAAAACUGAAGGAAGAAAACUGUUUAUUUCCUGUGAUGUUCGGAGUGUUGAUGAGACUACCCUGUACUCAGAGGCAACAAGUUUAUUUAUAAAACUGGAUCCUGAAAAAAACUCUUGAUGUGGAAAGAGCUUCUGAUAAGUUUCACUCCACCUGCAUAAGGCUCUCCUUCCUCCAGAAGAAAAUGUGGCCCCAGUCCUGCUCCACUCACCCGCUGUUGAGCACCCCCAUAGAGUGAAGCCAACUAAUACUGCCUUUCUGAACAGUCUUCUGAAUACAACUCCAGGAACUCUAUUGCUACCUUGUAAACUUUUAAACAUAAAAACACUUCCGGUGAGAGUAUCAGCAAUUUUUUGUGUGUCCACCUUAGAAUAAGUGGUUUUCCUGAAAUUUGAAUGGGCUCUCCCUAAGGUGAUAUCUGCAAACUUGGACAUGCCAGAAAAACUAAAGAAGUAACACAUAUGUGGGUGCAUAGAUGCAUGUGUGUGUAAUAUGUACAUGUGUGCAUUCAUGAUUGAUAAAUUACAAAGCUAA